CAAGUCGGACAUAUUUGACGACGCACCGCCAAUGUCAAAUGGAAACACCGCACUGAAUUAACUGACCUCAGCAUUGGUCCUCAUGUUGAUGUAACUGGUCCGUUAUCAGACAGAAGACGACUUGAUAAUUUCCUACAUUUCGCUCGGGAACAUUUUUUCGUUUGUGUAGUUUGGUCUGAUAUCUCACGGAAUCUAACAGAACACGAUGCGGCUCACGUUGCAAAUGUUGAUCUCCCAUGGCCGGGUGGCCCGGAAGAUGGGCCUGGGUCCUCAGUCCCGAAUCAACAUGCUGCGGAACAUUUUGACAGGUCUGGUCCGACACGAGAGAAUAGAAACUACGCUGGCACGAGCAGAUGAGGUUCGCUUUUACGCCGAAAAGCUGAUUGACUACGCCAAAAAGGGAGACACUGACGAGAAGGCAAUGAAAAUGGCCAGUUUUUGGCUGACGGAAAAGGAUCUGGUCCCCAAGCUCUUUAAGGUCCUCGCCCCGCGGUUUGAUUCCCAGUCAAGCAACUACACACGGAUGGCACGCAUCCCCAACAGAACGAACCUGGACAGAGCAAAGAUGGCCGUCCUGGAGUACAAAGGCAAUCCCUUCCCGGCUCUCUAUCCUGUGAGAAAAAACAGCGAACUCAGUCUGGUCAACCAGCUACUCAAAGGCUACAGAGAGGAGAUGACACAGCAGUUAUCUAGCAAAGCUUAAUUAAAACCGACCUGGUGCUGGAUCAGUGACGGUUGUCCGCUGAAAUGCCUCUGAAGAGUCACUUGCAGCAUCUGCAGGUUGUGGCUUGUAGGAACUGAAUGCUUAUCUUCACCGAAACAACAGUUCCAGCUGCCAAGUCAGCUGACGCUAAGAAAGAUUCUGCGAAAGGACAUUUAUGAGAUAUUAUGUAUUAAUAAAUAUAAUUUCAUUACAAAAGUAA
Messenger RNA from Scatophagus argus, 923 nucleotides. It is a transcript of the gene mrpl17, whose product is annotated as mitochondrial ribosomal protein L17. Gene Ontology annotation, cellular component: mitochondrial large ribosomal subunit; ribosome. NCBI's taxonomy places the organism in Eukaryota, Metazoa, Chordata, Actinopteri, Scatophagidae. The record is from RefSeq and is a predicted model, not a curated record. The transcript is spliced from 3 exons. Gene Ontology annotation, biological process: translation. Gene Ontology annotation, molecular function: structural constituent of ribosome. The coding region runs from base 206 to 703 and encodes 165 amino acids.